Messenger RNA from Drosophila rhopaloa, 4320 nucleotides. RefSeq lists its product as uncharacterized. The transcript has 5 exons. The record is from RefSeq and is a predicted model, not a curated record. Bases 476 to 4258 code for a protein of 1260 amino acids. NCBI's taxonomy places the organism in Eukaryota, Metazoa, Arthropoda, Insecta, Diptera, Drosophilidae. Gene Ontology annotation, molecular function: protein binding.
UGGAGUGGAGUGUAAAUAUGUCCUUUGGAAACCGGAUUUUGUUUACAGAUAAUUAUAGAAUAGAACAAUAGUUUUUUUACUUCAUGGCCUUAAAUAUAAUAGCAAAUAAAUAACAAAUGCGACGAUUUUUAGCCCCUUAGCUUCUUAUGUGGUUGAAAGAGAACCCGUUGUCGUCGGGCUGCGCAGACAUGUAAGCGCGGUGCAAUAUCCUGUUGCCAACCAGAUAAUUGGCCAGCAACGGUACUCCUUCCGAGCAUGCUCCGUCAUGAACACAUACAGGCACACACACAUGCAUAACGAUGACUCAGUAGCAUUUCCUAAGGAAUAAAAUGGAAAAUUAUGAUUGCCAAAUGGGAAAAAUAUAAUAAUAUAUGUAAAUAUAUUGAGCGACAUUUCGAAUACGGAUAACUUAAAAAACUACAGGCGGCAUAAACUAAUUGCGACGGUUAGUGAAUUAAAAGGAAAGUUCCCGAUAAUGACAACCACCAGUACGUGCAAGAGGAUUUCCUCGGAAACAGCAACAAAUGAAAUAAUCACAGCAAUCUCAACAACAAAGCCUUCAAGCCACUCAUCUCAGGGAACAUCCGUUAUUUGCGAGGAAGUAUUUGACGAUGCCUGUUUUCCUUCAUCAGAGGAAAUUAAUGAGUAUGCCUCCCUGAUUGGAAUCGAACCUCAUCGGGAACAACAUUUGCUUUAUCUCGCCAAGGAAGGAUUGAUGGCCGCAUUGCCAUUGGAUUGGAAAAUAUGCUACUCUGAGGAAAAAAAUGGUCAUUACUAUCACAAUACUCGUACCAAAGAAUCGCAGUGGGAUCAUCCCCUUGACGCCAUAUAUCGCGAUUUGGUAAAUCAGGCUCGUCUAAAGGUAUGGGAUUCAGCUGCAGUCAGCGAAAAUAUGCAAUUCGUUGACAACUCCGAUGAUCUAUCGCAGUUGGAUUCUGGUAUACGUAGUAUGCAGGGCUUCGAUGAAAUUCCCUCGCCCGGCCCAUUGCCUCUUAACACAUUAACUAGAAAAUGGUCGAUCGCUAACAAAACUAGCUUUUUGGGGCCGAGUGUGUUAAGCGCAGGUAAAAGUCGAUUUUUGGAUUCUGGUUCUAAGGAGUUUGGACGCUUUUAUCAGCUUGGUUGUGAUGAAACCAGGACCAAGCUCCAAAUCGCAAGUAAGCAACCUCAAACCAAUACACAAUUGAACGGAAAACCUGAGAACUCUGAGGAAAAAGAUAAAUCGUUAGCAGAGCAGCGCAAAGGAGUUGGUAAAGUGUCGAGUACUAUAUCAAUGUUUCAGAAGGCACAUCGGCAGUUUGAGGGAGAUGGAUAUACCUCACCAUCGGGUGUUAAGGGCAUUCUUCGCGACUCCAGUAUAACCGAUAUAAACCGAAGAUUGGAUCGGCUUGAGCCAACGUUGGAAGUCGAGGAUAAAAAGAGUGUCCGUUUUAAUCUUGAUCAGGGAGAGAUAAUGAAAAAAUCACCCGAGGAUACCUUAUCUACAAAGAAGACUCAAACUUGUAAGCAUCAAGAGAACUCAGAAGAUGACGACGAGGAUGUUCAAGUGGUAAUUGAAGACAAUCUUGAUGGUAAAGAAGAGGCGGUUGACCAGGUAGAAGAUGAUUAUCUUCUUUGGAAUGAGAAAGGUGGAGUAUACAAUUUGAAUCCCUUCCUAUUGGACUCAAACAAAUCAAUUACUGUCUCCGGUGGACAGCAGUCACCGCCAGAAGAGCCAACUGAUAAGACAAACGAAUGUGAAGCACCCAAACUGUUUUACGAUGACACAGACUCCGAUUCAAAGGGCAGUUCUGUGCGCAGCUUUAUUAUAAACAAGUCUGAACAGGACUCGUCCCUGCUGGCAGGAAACAAUGCCUUUGACCUGGAGGAAUUGGGUCGAAAGCACAGCUAUGAGCUAGAGCAGCUACAGCUCAAAUCCGCGCAGGCAGCUCCCGAAAAAUCGAUAUCCGGUAAUUCUGAUAGUAAAUUUAGCGAGGCCCAGCUGCAACAGGACUUUGAAGCAAUAAGGCGGGAUCACGAGGCGAAACUAAAGAGAUUCAGACACGAAUACGAUCUACGUCUCACAUCUCACCAGCACAAAUUAGAGGAAGCUUUCGAGCUCCAAAUAGAAAAGUAUCGCGUUCAGCUGGAGCGUCAGUUGCAAAACAAGCGAAGUCUCGUGGUGAGCGAACACAAGAAUCGGAUUGACAGCCUGCAGAGCAAUCAUGAUGAGAUUCUUCGUGAGCUCGAACGAGAACUACACAACGAGGAGGAAAUUAUCCGGCGAGAGCAGGCAGCUCGACUUGCCCAACUCCGCGACAAGUUCGCCCGUGAGUUGGACUUGGAAAAACAGCGGUUUCGGGAGAAGGGCGAGGAAAGACUAUACGAGAAGGUGCGUUGCGAGAAGCGUCUCCUCGAGGACAAGUAUCGGUGCCUCAAGGAGAAGUAUGUCCGACUCAAGACUGACGUUAAGCUGUCACUGGAGCGACGCAAUCGGCGACGGGAGGCGCAGCUCGUUCCCCAGCACACCCACACCAAUAAUAGCACCAAGUCGAACACGGAGAUGGAGCGUUCCAUCUACUACAAGCCCCCCACUCAUUCCGGUAAUAGCGACAACCGCUCACUCAGCUUCUCGGAUCAGGCAAUCGCCGGUGAGGCGGUAGUGAAACCACCCGUUCCGCACAAAGGUCAACUAUCCAAGUCGUACAACUCGUCGUGUAUUAGGCAGUUACAGCUUCAGGAUGAUAACACAUCCAUAAGUCAAUCCGAUACGACAUUAUCGAAUACGUACAACAACGGUCGCUAUGGAAAAUUUCUCAAGUCUGCCAGUGGCGCACUAUCAGCGAGGAGCGACAAUGGGAACUUGUCCAGGGAGCCACUUGGUGGCGCUGUGGCACUGCAGUCCGGAAGUCUCGAGAAGAAUAACAACAGUAACCAGGUGAAGGAAACGGGAACGGGAAUUGGCAGGAUCGUCUUCUCCCGCACCAAGUCGGCAUCGACCUCGCGUCUAAAUUCGGACACCGGCUACAAAGGGGAGCGACCGUGCACUCCCGUGGAGAACUUGCGUCAUCAGCUGCAAAAGCUGGAGGCUCUGGAGGAUCAGUUUCCCGAGAACACGCUGGAUGCCCCCUAUCAUCUGAGAUACCCAUUCACGGAUAUCUCCAUCAAACCGAAUGGCGUGGGCUCGGAGCUGGAAUUUUUCAAGCAUCGAAUCCAUCUUGAGCGGGAUUCAGUGCGUCGGGCCAAGGAGUCGUUGCGGACACAGCGAACUAAUUUCAGGCUGAGGCAGCGGGAGAUUGGCCAGCAACGCAAGACCAGCGCCCUGUCACCGCCGAAACACUCGAUCGACCAGCUCAUCCAGGAGGAGAAGGAACUGACCGAGAUGGAGGUGAACCUGCACCGCACCCGCUCCCUGCUGGGCGAGAAGAUAAUACGGCUGAGGCAUCUGGAGCAGAGCCUGCUGCGCAUCUACGAAAAGGAGAAGUCCAUCCUGGACCUGGGUGCCAUGGACGAUGCGGCCACGCUCAGCGACCUAUCCUCGCACUCCAGUUCCGGCUUCAGCAGCACCGAACUGGCCAGUGCCGCCGAUUUCCACAAGAAAAAGGAGUACUAUCAACAGGAGUCGAACGAGUGCAUUGAGAAUCUGGAAAUUCUCAAUGCAGAGAUCCGGGAAAUCCUGGAUAUCUUUGGCCAGAAGCAGCAUGAGCAAUCGGCCACGGCCAUUCCAAUAUUAUCGCCACGCGAUCUGGGCUGGUCGCAUGUGCUCAAGCAUCAGCAUUCCGCUGGAGGGCAGCUCCAGACCAGCAGUUCGACACCAACGCACUUUUCCCUGGCCGAUGAUAUUGAGGGUGUAGGUGUUGGUGGCAGUGGCAGUGGUGGGGCGGUGCACAUGCCCCACUCGAUACCCACUCUGGCGGACCGUUUGGAGACAUAUCGCCAGCUGGCCGCCGGCCGGAUGCAGAGCUCCAUGGGCGCGGCCAUCCUAACGGCCAACACCAUUGUGUCGCAGAGUCCGCGUGCCGUGAACUACACCACCUGCUUGGUGGAGCGCACCCGGGACCUGCGCAACUGGCUCCGGCAGGCGAAGAACGAGCAUGACUUCCUGGUGGGCAUGGGCGUCCAGCAUGGGCUGUCGGGGCCAACUUCGGUGGCCGGUCUCGGCGAGGCAGGUGCUGGGUCAGUAACUGGGAUUUGUGCAUCCAGUGCUAGUGCAUCCACUAUCAACUCUACAUCUACUGCUACUGGCGGAAGUUGCGCUCGCGGCAAAAAUGAUAUUUAAAUAAAGCAUGGGGUAGUGCAUAUUUUAAUUAAAAAUACUCAUAGUUACUAUUUGUGAUCUUU